GCCAAUCAGCGCGGAGGAAAAUCAGCUAAUCGGAUAACGAGAGCGCGGUUGGAGUGAAGUCGGGGAGCGGCGGCGCAGCAGCGGCAGCAUCAGCAUCAGCAUUGGCCAGCCGUCCGGAGUGUGAGACGGAUCUCUGCGGACCGGGAUCGCUUCUUCUUGCCAUUUUCGCGCAGCAAAGGCAGCUGUCUACUGAACGGUCAUGUCCGCCAAAGCCAUCUCGGAGCAGACGGGGAAGGAGUUCCUCUACAAGUACAUCUGCACCUCGGCCGCCGUCCAGAACCGCUUCAAGUAUGCCAGUGUGACGGCCGACACAGACUGGGUCCGGCUCGCCCAAGAGCACCCAUGGCUGCUGACUGAGCGACUGGUGAUAAAGCCUGAUCAGCUGAUCAAGAGGCGGGGAAAGCUGGGACUGGUGGGCGUCAACCUGGACCUGAAAGGCGUACAGGAUUGGCUGAGACCCCGGCUUAUGAAGGAAACCACGGUGGCAAAGGCAAAGGGGAUCCUGAAGAACUUCCUCAUCGAGCCCUUCGUGGCCCAUAAGCAGGAGGAGGAAUUCUACAUCUGCAUCUAUGCCGCCCGCGAGGGUGACUACGUGCUCUUCCACCACGAGGGCGGCGUGGACGUCGGCGACGUCGACGCCAAGGCCCAGAAGCUUCUGCUGGGCGUGGACAAGAAGCUGACUGAGGACGCAGUCAAGGGAAGGCUUCUGACGCACGUUCCCGCGGACAAGAGAGCGGUCCUGGCUAGUUUUGUGGUGGGGCUCUUCAACCUCUACGAGGAGCUGUUCUUUACCUACCUGGAGAUUAACCCACUGGUGGUCACCAAGGAUGGUGUCUUUGUGCUGGACAUGGCGGCGAAGAUCGAUGCCACCGCCGACUACAUCUGCAAGGCGAAAUGGGGCGACAUAGAGUUCCCCCCCCCGUUUGGGAGGGAGGCGUACCCCGAGGAGGCCUACAUUGCCGACCUGGAUGCCAAAAGUGGUGCCAGUUUGAAGCUCACCCUGCUCAACCCCCGGGGGAGGAUCUGGACCAUGGUAGCAGGAGGGGGAGCGUCCGUAGUCUACAGUGACACCAUCUGCGAUCUGGGUGGGGUCGACGAGCUGGCCAAUUACGGGGAGUACUCGGGCGCACCCAGCGAGCAGCAGACGUACGACUACGCCAAGACCAUCCUCUCCCUGAUGACGCGAGAGAAGCACCGUGAUGGGAAAGUGCUGAUUAUUGGGGGAAGCAUCGCCAACUUCACUAAUGUGGCAGCUACAUUCAAGGGCAUCGUGAGAGCCAUUAAGGACUACCAGGUGCCCUUGCAGGAGCAUGAAGUCUCCAUCUUUGUGCGUCGCGGUGGACCCAACUACCAGGAGGGUCUCAGGGUGAUGGGGGAAGUAGGGAAAACCACUGGGAUCCCCAUCCACGUCUUCGGCACCGAGACCCACAUGACGGCCAUCGUGGGCAUGGCCCUGGGUCACCGGCCGAUCCCCAACCAGCCGCCAGCAGCCGCCCACACCGCCAACUUCCUGCUGAACACCAGUGCCAGUGUUUCGACCCCAGGGACCAGCAGAACGGCCUCCUUCUCUGAGCCCAAAGCUGCCAGCAGCGCCUCGCCUGCAAAAAAGUCCAAGCCUUCUGUCCCUCCAGUGAAGGCCACCACGCUCUUCAGCAAGGAGACCAAGGCCAUCGUGUGGGGCAUGCAGACACGGGCGGUGCAGGGGAUGCUGGACUUUGACUACGUCUGCUCCAGGGAGGAGCCCUCUGUGGCCGCGAUGGUCUACCCCUUCACUGGAGACCACAAGCAGAAGUUUUACUGGGGACACAAGGAGAUCCUGCUGCCAGUGUACAAGAACAUGGGCGAUGCCAUGAAGAAGCACCCUGAGGUGGAUGUGCUCAUCAGCUUCGCCUCUCUUCGCUCCGCCUUUGAGAGUACCAUGGAGACCAUGCAGUACCACCAGAUCCGCACCAUCGCCAUCAUUGCUGAGGGCAUCCCCGAAGCCCACACAAGAAGGUUGAUUAAGAGGGCGGAUGAGAAGGGCGUUACCAUCAUUGGCCCAGCCACGGUGGGUGGGAUCAAGCCCGGCUGCUUCAAGAUUGGCAACACGGGCGGUAUGCUGGACAACAUCCUGGCCUCAAAGUUGUACCGGCCCGGCAGUGUGGCCUACGUCUCCCGCUCGGGGGGGAUGUCCAACGAGCUCAACAACAUCGUCUCCCGCAACACUGACGGCGUGUUCGAGGGGGUGGCCAUUGGGGGCGAUAGAUACCCUGGGUCUACCUUCAUGGACCAUGUAUUGCGAUACCAAGACACCCCUGAAGUCAAGAUGAUUGUGGUGCUAGGGGAGAUCGGCGGUACGGAGGAGUACAAGAUCGGUCAGGGCAUCAAGUCCGGCAGGAUCACCAAACCCGUGGUGUGCUGGUGCAUUGGAACCUGCGCUACCAUGUUCUCCUCCGAGGUGCAGUUUGGCCACGCCGGGGCUUGCGCCAACCAGGCCUCGGAGACGGCGGUCGCCAAAAACCAGGCCCUCAUGGAGGCAGGCGCCUUCGUGCCAAGAAGCUUCGACGAGCUCGGCGACAUCAUCAAAAAGGUCUACGAUGACCUUGUAGCCAGCCGAGUCAUCAUUCCUGCUAUGGAAGUUCCACCUCCAACGGUGCCAAUGGACUACUCAUGGGCACGGGAACUUGGACUGAUCCGCAAGCCCGCGUCUUUCAUGACUAGCAUCUGUGACGAGCGCGGCCAGGAGCUCCUCUAUGCCGGCAUGCCCAUAACCGAGGUCUUCAAGGAGGAGAUGGGUCUGGGGGGAGUGCUUGGCCUACUGUGGUUUCAGAGGAGGCUGCCUCGCUACGCCUGCCAUUUCAUCGAGAUGUGUCUCAUGGUGACAGCGGACCACGGCCCGGCCGUCUCCGGUGCCCACAACACCAUCAUCUGCGCCCGCGCGGGCAAGGACCUCAUCUCUAGCCUGACAUCCGGGCUACUGACCAUUGGGGACCGGUUUGGGGGGGCUCUGGACGCCGCCGCCAAGGAGUUCAGCAAGGCCUUCGACAGUGGCCUGCUGCCCAUGGAGUUCGUCAACAAGAUGAAGAAGGAGGGCAGACUGAUCAUGGGCAUUGGGCACAGGGUCAAGUCGAUUAACAACCCAGACAUGAGAGUUCAGAUCCUGAAGGACUUUGUGAAGCAGCACUUCCCAGCCACUCAGCUGCUGGACUACGCCCUGGACGUGGAGAAGAUCACGACCUCGAAGAAACCGAACCUCAUCCUGAACGUGGACGGCUUCAUCGGGGUGGCCUUUGUGGACCUGCUGCGGACAUGUGGUGGAUUCACUCGGGACGAGGCUGACGAGUUCGUGGAAAUCGGGGCUCUGAACGGAAUCUUUGUCCUGGGUAGGAGCAUGGGCUUCAUAGGGCACUAUUUGGACCAGAAGAGGCUGAAACAGGGCCUGUACCGCCACCCUUGGGACGACAUCUCCUACGUGCUUCCGGAACAUAUGUCCAUGUAACCAUAGCAACUCCAAAGCCAAACAUUCCAGAAUAUCACCUUCUGUGCUAUACUUUGGGACCGGGGGGGGGGGGAGAGGAGUUAGGGUGUGGAUGAGAUUUUUUGAGAAAAGGGCAGCUGAGAGUGAAAUAUCGUGAAGGCAAAUGUCGGAACUUAGGAGUUGUUAUGAUGUGAAUGUUACGGUAACGGAACAAUGAAGACCCAUGUGGAUCACAAUUAGUCAAACGAAAAGACUGUAGCUAAUUAACAGACAGUGACCAAUCAGUGACUCACCACUAAACACUGUGACUAUAAGCUCAUAGCCGGGGGAUAUCAGAAGGGAGAAACGUACAUCUAGCUGACCAAACUAAGUCAGUAGACACCUUAAUUGGGUCCCUUUUCCAUUUGUGUGCAUGACUGAAGUAAAAUCUGUAUUGUGACCAAGUCCUAUGUCUCUCAAAUUAACAGACUAUCAUCACGCAGAUAGAUGUGCAGCGAUGUUCGUCUCAUUUACCUUGUUCCUUACCACCAAAACUCUGCGUCGCUACGGAUACGCACAACCAGCUAACUGCAGUUUGGAAAAUCGCUCUAUCUAAAAUAGAAAAUGCUUAAGCGUAAUUAGUAAACACCACUCGAAUAAAAAAUACUAUUAACAAAAACAUUAACUUUGUCUUGUGGUUUUGAGAUGACAUGUCGAUCAGUUCAAAGCUGGGUCCAUUAAACCAAACUGUGGACUUUGGCCUGUCAUUGCAGAGGAAAAAAAAAGGUGUUUCCUGUUUCUCUUUUCAUGGCUUCCUGUAGUCUGCUAUCUUUAUCUGUGUGACUGUGUCCUGGAUGACCGGUUCUGAGACUGAGCCUUGUCUGUAUUCACUGUUGUAACCCAUUUGCUACACUUUUAAAGGAUUUAUUUUAUCUGAAACAGAUGUCUUAAUGUAUAAUUAGUAUAAUAUGAUAAAUAUUAUAUUGUAGCCAAUAAAAAUAAAUGUAAAUAUCACAAUUCA
This is a messenger RNA of Paramormyrops kingsleyae, 4457 nucleotides long. Its product is annotated as ATP-citrate synthase. Gene Ontology annotation, biological process: fatty acid biosynthetic process; acetyl-CoA biosynthetic process; citrate metabolic process. The record is from RefSeq and is a predicted model, not a curated record. Gene Ontology annotation, molecular function: ATP citrate synthase activity. Gene Ontology annotation, cellular component: cytosol. Lineage: Eukaryota; Metazoa; Chordata; Actinopteri; Osteoglossiformes; Mormyridae.